AUGGAACAUUUUAAAAGAAGAGUUGAGAAGUAUUAAAGUACAACAAAUGGCGAGCAUAGAUAUGGUAUAGGAAAGUACUUUUUGAAAAAAAAGAAAGUCUAUCUAGAAGAUAAAUUUUCCAAACCUCUAGAUACUAGACCAAUAAUGUAAGAAUAUUUAGAAAAAUGUAAAGAAGAAGGAUUGGAAAUUAAUAAAUUAGAAUUUGGCUUGUUUACUGCCAAGAAUGGAUUUUAGUAUGAAGGAUUUAGAGCUACUGAGGAGAUUAAUCCUUCUGAUAUUCUAAUUAAAGUUCCAAGGAAACUUAUUUUAAAUACCAGAACAUGCAUGUUUAGUGAUAUUCAAAAAGUUGUUAAGGAAAAUUUAAAUUUCUUUACUGCUAAAAAAGGAGGGUUAGUAGAAGAUCAUAUUAUGCUUGUUUACUUGCUGCGUUAGUAUUAACUAGGAAAAGCCUCUCCCUGGUAUCAUUUGAUCAGUAACCUUUCAAGAUACAUCGAUACAGUAGACUUUUGGGAGGAUGAAGAAUACAAAUAUUUAGAUGAUCCUAUCUUCAGAGAGAGAAUUAGACUUUAAAGAAAUUACUUUAACUACAUUGCAAAAAAUUUAAGGGAAAUUUUACCUAAGUACCCUGAUUUAUUUGAAGAAUAAACUUACUCUGAAGAGAAUAUUAGAUGGAUUUAUAUUCAUAUUUGGAGUAGAAGCUUUGGUGGUUCAAUGGAUUACAUUAGUAUGGUUCCCAUCGUAGAGAUGAUGAACCAUGAAAAUACUAAUAUGUUUUUCAGAAUUCACAAAGAAGGAAGUGAAAUAGAAUAAGUUUAAAUCACAGAAGAAGAAAGAUUGAACUAAACUUCUACAGAAAAUGAAAGCUAUAUGAGUGAAGAUAAUAUAAUGGUUAAUGAGUAUGACUUUGAAGAAUUUGAGGAAAUGAAAAACUAAGCUGACCAAAAAAUGAUUAAAAUAGAUUAAAAUAACCCAAAAUUAAGAGAUAUUAGACGCUAGUGUCUUGAAUUAGAAUAAAUCAUUUUAAAUGAUUUUAACUUAGGUGAUGAUGUUACCAUAUUUUUUGCAGGUAAAAUCAUAGAAAAAAUAAGAAAAAUCGAAUUAUCUGCUUUACAACCAAAAAAAAAGACUAAUAAGGUUCAAGAAGAGAUUUCUCGCUUAAACCAGUUAUGUUCAUUUUUCAAAGAGCUACUGAAAACUUACCAUAAACAAACAAUCAAAGAAAAUGAAGUCAUAAAUACUUCAUAGAAGAAAAUUUUUGAAAAAGAUGCAAAAGAAGCUGAAUAGGCUAUUCAGCAAAUUAAAAAGUAGAGCUAAGAAUUUGAGUAAGCAAAAAAUGAUCAAGAAAGCAAUUAAAAUUAAGAAGAAAUCGUAGAAACAACUUAGUAAAACAAUACAGAAUGCCAAUCUAAAUAAGAAGAGUAGAUAAAUACUACAGAAGGAUCUAAUUAGAAAAUUAAAGAAGAUUCAAUUAACGAUAAAUAAAUUUAAAAUGAAAUUUAAGAAAAUAACCAGUAAGAAAGCUAAAAUGAAGGUUAAGAAUAAUAAGUUGAUGAAAUUAGCGGUGAGAAAGAAGAGUAGAUUGAUAAAUAAAAUGAAAUGAAUGAAUAAAAUAAAGAAGAAAGCUGUGAGAAAGAUUGCAAUUAAACUAGCAGUGAAGAUGAAGAAGAAGAAGAGAAGGAAAAUAAAAAAGAAGAAAAGGAAGAGAAAAAGCAAAUUGUGGUCUAAGAAAAAGAAUAGGUAGUUGAAUAAAGUUUGAAUGAAUUGAAACUUGAAUAUACAGAUAAUCCAGAUGAUUGGAAACAAAUUUAAUAUGAUAAUUUCCUUUUAAUGGCUGAUAGCAGAGAUAGAUUCGAAAAAGGAAGUUAAGUUUACUUUUGCUAUAAUAGAUUAACUAAUAGAAGUAUGUUAAGUAAAUAUGGUAUGGCUUUAGAAUAUAAUAAAUAUGAAUUUGUUCAUCUAAGAUAUAAAUAUAUUCAAGAUAUAGUUGAAUACGCUCCAUAUGCUUUAAGCUAUAUCAAAUAUUUCGAAUUAAAUACUCACAAGAGAUUUAGUAUUCCUCAUCAAAGAUUUAACUCUAAAAUUAUUUCUUUUGCUAAAGCAAUGAUGUGGGAUUUAGAAACAUAAAGUGUAGAAGCAAUAUUUAAUCCUACUGUAAACAUAACUCUUGAAAUCAAGGGUUUAGAAAAAGUUAACUAAAUUUAUAAGUCAUAUUUAGACUCAAGGAUGUAUUCAAUGGAUGAGAAUGAAAGUAUGCUAACAAAAGAUAAUAUGAAUGGUCACUUAUAUUUUGCUACUAUUUACCGUCUCGAAAGAUAGAGAAUUAUUAAAAAUUAACAAAAUCUUGUUAACAUUUUAAUUUAUACUCUCAAAUAAAUGCUUGAGUAAGGAGAGAUGGGUAGAUAAUUCUUCAAUACCCCUACACCUUAUGAUGAAGAUCCUUAAGAUCCUGAAUUUUUCCAUAGAAACAGAUACAUUUUAAGAAAAUACAUCAGGUUAUUCCCUGAAUAAAAUAAGCAAUUUUGA
Molecule: messenger RNA, 2523 nt
Organism: Tetrahymena thermophila SB210
Lineage: Eukaryota; Ciliophora; Oligohymenophorea; Hymenostomatida; Tetrahymenidae
Exons: 2
Biological process (GO): peptidyl-lysine monomethylation
Cellular component (GO): nucleus
Molecular function (GO): protein-lysine N-methyltransferase activity
Source: RefSeq, a predicted model, not a curated record